AUGGCUACAAGGCAAAAAUGGCAUGUGCCCCGGCGCAACUUGAAAGUGGAUGACAUAGUCAUUAUCAAAGAAGACACACUUCCAAGGAACCAGUGGCAACUAGGCCGAGUAGUUGAUGUUACAAAAGGGAUGGACGGUCUAGUUCGCAGAGUCAGAGUACAAGUUGGGGAGCGGAAACUAACGAAAAAACAGGAUCAUAACUCUAAGCCCUCUAUCAUCGAACGGCCUAUCCAAAAGCUAGUGCUUCUCCUUGAAAGUGAAUAAUUGGCCGUCAGUCCAAAAUAUACUUGCAUCAGACAUGUCAGGCUAUUUGUGUUUUUAUGUGUACCUAUGCGGUUUAGUGUGGCCUUUUAUGGUUUGUAAAUCGUGUAUGAUUCUGUUUAUUAACCUUUAGUGAGUUCAUUCAUCAUAACACGAUUGGUGGGAGUGUAAGUGACUCGCUUAUUCGUCAUUCAUGUUCCUUCGUUUUAACCCCGGAACCUGUAUGGCUAUCUACGUUGUUUACGUCCCGUCGCUGUAGGCGAAUAGCUUAUUCGUUAUUCACGUUCCUUCGCUGUUACCCCGGAACCUGUAUGGAUGACUUUUUUGUUUACGUUUCGUCACUGUAAGCCCGGGAACACGCUAGUCUACAGCUGUUCUUUCUCCCGACUUUCCACAUCACCCGUACCUCUGUUAUGGAAGCCCAUCAAGCUAACAGCAAGCUUUGAAGCAGUCACGUGUGAGUUUUGCACCCUUGGUGAGCGGAGUGAGGUGUGUAUCUGGUAUAGUGUGUGUGUGUAAAAAGUAAACAUAUUUGUGAUCUAAGCCUAAUCUAAUUACUGUUGUUUAUUUUUUGAAGCACAGUAUUUCUAUGUGUUUUAUGGUUUGAUUGAAUGCACUGUGGAAAUGUGAUUUGUAUUAAAUAAAUUCUUUCUGUUUAUUUUUAGUUUUCACGGUGCUACUAAAUAAAAGGAAAUUGCACCUGUCGAGACUCUCUGCCAUUAUUAUGUACAUCAAGGGCUGCAACAGUGAAAACUCAACGCUAGUCAUCCACCACGCCAGCGUCUUCAUCAGCCAGCGGACAAGAUCAUCUGAUGUCCACGCCUGCGUACGGAUGCCACAGCUGCAGUGAGAGAUCUAACUCAUAAAACUAAUCACAUAGGCUACAUGGUAUUAAAGUUGAUGUGGUAAAAUUAACCUGAAACUACCUACUCAGCUAAUUCAUCAUAUGACAUGUUGGGAAAAUAGAGAGUACAUAACUGCCAUAUGCUGAGUUAUUCAAAGGACAAUUUUUAAAUGUGUGAUACUGAAUUGUGUCAAAGGCUAGAGCCUUACGGUUGAAAGUUGCAACGAGAGUGUUAAGGUAAAUGUCAUUUCAUGAGAUCCUAACUCCUGAAUCUUUAACAAUAUUUGAAAGGAAAAUUGUCUGACCACAGAGUAUUUAGCAGCAUUCGUGUUUUAUAACGCUUGCAUUGUCACUGUUUGUUAACCUUGCUAUAGCCACAAAGUGUAAAUGUCUGAUGUGAGUGGUAUUACACAAUUUAAAGGAUAAGUUAAAGUCACCACUCAUCUAAAUUUGAGUCCAGGCAUAACACACUCUAAAGCUAUAAUAAAUCAAACAGAAGCACAAGAUCAACAUGAUGUUAACACCUGCUGAAGAAACAGACAACCCCCCUGAGACACAGGUCAGGUCCAGCUCUCGUGAGCGAAGUUUAUCAGCAAAGGGUCUAGAGUUGCAUGAACAGGAAGCAAAGAAAAAUGAAAAGGCAUUCAAUAAAACCUAUGACUCUUGGAAGCAGGCAGCAAAGGAAAUCAGACUGAGACUGAAGGCUUUCUGCUCAGUUGAGGACCUUGAUAAAACCCAAACAGAUAUUAAGGUUAAACAUGUCAUAGUACAACAGCACUAUGAACCCAUUCGACGCAACCAUACUUCUACCCCAGAUAUUGCCAAGAAAAUGGAUGCAUGUGUCACUCUGACAGCUGAGAUUUGUGACCUCAUCAAUAAACGACUUGAGAACAUAGAUGAGACCUUCAAUGACCACCUCGAGAAGGAGAGAGUGAGGAUAGUGCUAAAUAAAAAUGAGUAUGGAUCCGUCUUUGGAAACUCAAAAACAGAAACAGUGAUCUCUGAGUCCAUACAGAGAUCAUACGCUUCCUCAAGCGCCACUUCCAGGUCCUCUAGCAAACGUGCAGAUGCAGAAGCGGACCUCGCAGCCAAACUAGAGCAGGCAAAAGCUAUGCAAAUAAUUCAUACCCAACAAGCGAGACUUGAUGAAUUGGAGAGCGAAUGGAAAUUUAAAGAAACGCAAAUGCUAGCAGAAUUCAAGCAGAGGGAGGCUGAGAUGAAAUUAAAGUUAGAAGAGGAAAAAACAAGGUUACAACAGCUACAUGCAGACAAUGAAGUAAAGGUAGCUGCCGCUCGGGUGAGAGCGUAUCACAACUUUAAUGGACGUGAAAGUGUUUAUGAAGAGCCUGACCAUACAAUUCAAUAUGGCUGCCACAAUGCUGAAUUGAAAACUCCAUUAGAUCCACAUGCCAGGCCAUUCCAGCCUUACCAUACACUCCCUGAAGCACAAACAGCUCCGGAAGAAGCCAGGCUAGCCCAAGCAAUUGCAAGCUCACUUACCAUAAGCCGUCUACCUGUCCCAGAACCGGCGACGUUUACUGGUGACCCUUUAAAAUUCAUAGACUGGAAGAUAUCCUUUAUGGCUCUCAUCGGCCAGAAGCCCCUCCCAGUAAGUGAAAAAAUGCUCUAUCUAAAGAGUUAUCUCGCUGGGGAAGCACGCAAGGCUGUGGAAGGAUUCUUCUACCGAAACUCCGAAGACGCAUAUCAGGGUGCCUGGGCAGUCUUGCAGGAUAGAUAUGGAAGCCCAUUUGUUGUCCAAAGAGCCUUUAGAGACAAGCUCAUAAAGUGGCCCAGGUUAGCCGCAAAUGACCCUAUUGCACUCAGAGAGUUUGCAGAUUUCCUUCAAGGUUGUGUUGAGGCCAUCCCUCAUGUUAAGGGCUUAGCCAUCUUAAAUGAUUGUGAGGAAAAUCACAAGCUUCUCAAAAAACUGCCUGAGUGGAUGGUGCGUAGAUGGGGUCGUAUUGUUGUGGAAGAAUUAGACAAGUCUGGGGACUAUCCAAGUUUCAAACAGUUCACAGAGUUUAUGCAAAAGGAAGCCCGCAUAGCUUGUAACCCUAUUGCUUCCCCUCUUCUGAUGAACAUCAAACCCGCAGAAGAGAGGUUUCCUAAGAGAGCCAAAGCACUCAGUACAAGUGCUCAAAUAAAAACCUCUCCUUCAGGAGAACUGAAAACCUCAUACUCCAAGCCAAGGCCACCUUGCUUAGUUUGUAAGGACGAAACACAUGGUGUCGCUAAGUGCCCUAUGUUUGCAGCCAAGUCUGCGGACGAGAAAAAAACUUUCAUUCAUGAAAAUCACCUUUGCUUCGGGUGCUUAAGGAAGGGGCACAUUACUAAGGACUGUAAGGGACGACACACCUGCAACACAUGUGGUCGACGUCAUCCAACAUGCUUGCAUAUAGAGAGAGAAAAGGCACCUACGGAAAUGUCAGACGGAGAUCCUGUAGUCAGAAAGGACCAUGCAAGAAAAGAAAUCCACAAGGUUAUGGCCCAUGCCAUAACACAGCAUGCUUCUGCCACCUCCAGCAUCGUUCCAGUUCUUGUGUCGUCAGCUACGGUGCCUCAGAAAGAAAUUCUCACUUAUGCCCUACUUGACACACAAAGUGACUCAACUUUCAUCUUGGAGGAUCUAGCGUCUGAACUAAACGUGGACACUCAAUCAGUGCAACUCAAGCUCAGUACAAUGACAGCCGUCAACACAGUCAUAGCAAGUAAAACUGCCUUUGGUCUACAAGUUAGAGGACUCAACUCCGACACCUAUGUCCAAAUAAAGCAGGCAUACACACGAGACUUCAUUCCAGUCGAUAAGUCACACAUCCCUACCAAAAGUACAGCACUCCAGUGGUCUCAUCUCAAACACCUGUCUAGCAAGCUACCACCACUACAAGACUGUGAGGUGGGACUGUUAAUUGGUUAUGAUUAUCCAUCAGCUCUAGCUCCCUUGGAUGUCAUCACAGGUAGUGUAAAUGAACCGUUCGCACAGAGAACUAUGCUCGGCUGGAGUAUUAUAGGGUCUUCCAACCCCCAUUUAGAUAGACAGGGAAGUCAGAGUUUCGUGCACCGAGUUGCAGUAAAGGAAAUGCCACAAACCACUGAUGUGCUGAAGGUUCUAGAAUCAGACUUUAACGAAAGGAGUUAUGAGGACAAGUAUGUCUCUCAAGAUGAUGUUCGCUUCAUACAACUACUUAGUGACAAUAUCAGGCAGAAGGAGGAUGGACACUAUGAGAUGCCCCUCCCUUUCAAGGGCAGCAGUCCACCAACACUACCAAACAAUAAAAAGCUGGCUGCUAUUCGGUUGCAACACCUGAAAAGGAAAUUAAAGGCCAACAAAGAAUAUUAUGACCACUAUACCGCCUUCAUGAAAGAAACAAUCGACAAGGGUGAUGCAGAGCCAGCCCCCUCUGUUUCUGAGAGAGAGACCUUGUGGUAUAUCCCUCAUCAUGGGGUUUACCACACCAAGAAACCAGGCAAACUAAGAGUUGUUUUUGAUUGCUCAGCAAAGUUUCGUGGCAUCUCUCUAAACGACACUCUACUGACAGGUCCUGACCUAAUCAACUCUCUGGUGGGAGUUCUGUGUCGCUUUAGAAAGGAAGCAGUGGCUGUAAUCUGUGACAUCGAAAAGAUGUUCCAUCAGUUCUGUGUCUCACCUGAAGUUCGCGACUACCUGAGGUUCCUAUGGUGGGAGGAUGGACAGUUGGAAACAGAACCACAAGAAUAUAGAAUGACAGUCCAUCUUUUCGGUGCUGCCUCCUCCCCAGGAUGUGCCAACUUCGGUCUUAAGUACUUGGCACAGCAACACAAGUCUGACUACUCUUCAGCGCCAGCUUUCAUCGAGAAGAACUUUUAUGUGGAUGACGGGUUAAUCAGUGUUCCAUCAGUCAAAGAAGCUAAAGAAUUGAUUGUUGAAGCACAGGAGCUGUGUAAAGGUGCAGGCCUACGCCUACACAAAUUCAACUCUAAUCAAAGGGAGGUCCUUUCGUGUGUAGCCCCCUCAGAAAGAGCGGAAACAACUGAACAGCUCAACCUUUGUCCAGACGUAUCACCAGAAGGACACAUACUUGGUAUUCAGUGGUCGCUAGGAAAUGACACCUUCAGUUUCAGUGUCGAUGCAAAGGAUCACCCCCCAACUCGUCGUGGUCUCUUGUCUGUUGUUGCUUCUCUGUAUGACCCACUUGGAUUUGUUGCUCCCUUCACCCUGAGUGGAAAGUGCAUCCUGCAGGAACUCUGUCGCAGAGGCAAUGGAUGGGACGAUCCACUUCCCGAAAGUCUGCGUCCACGGUGGGAGGAGUGGAAAAGCGGUCUGCAAAGGCUAAAGGAUGUCACCAUACCCAGAUGCUACCACCCUCAAGACUUCGGUAACAUUGUCAGAGUGGAACUGCACCAUUUCUCAGAUGCUAGUAAUAUAGGAUAUGGUGCAUGUUCCUACUUAAGGUACAAAAACGACAAAGACGAAGUCCAUUGUAGUCUUGUAAUGGCCAAAGCUAGGGUUGCACCCACUAAAGUCGUAAGUAUCCCAAGACUGGAACUCUCCGCAGCAGUCAUUUCAGCCAAGAUGAGUGUAAUGCUGAAAACUGAACUUGAGAUGAAAAUUGACGAGGAAUUCUUUUGGACUGACUCUCAGGUAGUGCUUGCAUACAUCAACAAUGAAGCACGAAGGUUCCAUGUGUUUGUGGCAAACCGUGUUCAAAUGAUAAGAGAGAAUACUAAACCAAGUCAGUGGCACUAUGUUGACACGGCACAAAACCCAGCCGACCACGCCUCCCGAGGUCUUCAUGCAGCAGACAUCUCCUCAGCCGGUUGGUUAUCAGGGCCCAAGUUUUUAUGGGAACAAGAGGUGUUUCGAACACCUAGCCCUCCAACAGAGCUACUUGUUGGGGAUCCAGAAGUUAAGGUACUUCAAGUUUUCGCAACUCAAGUCAAUGAUCAGAGAAAUAUUCUAAGCCGACUGAGCCGGUUUUCCACUUGGACCAUGCUGGUUAAAGUGGUUGCAAGAAUCAAGAGACUAGGGUCGAAGCUAAAAAAUCACAGCGACCUUGUGACUGUUGUAGAACGAAGGGAAGCUGCUGAGGUGGUAAUCAAGCUUGUCCAGCAGCAGGCCUUUCCUCAAGAGCUAAAGGUACUGCAAAGAGGUUCACCAAGGGACAGUCUUCCAAGCUCAAGUUCUCUUUUUCGUCUUGAUCCCAUUCUUGAAGGGGGACUUCUUCGUGUAGGUGGAAGACUGAAAAGGUCGACCCUCAGUCAAGAACUAAAGCAUCCUAUCAUUCUCCCAAGGGACAGCCACAUUACCAAGCUAAUUCUGUCUCACUACCAUGUCCAGAUCUGUCAUCAAGGCCGAAGUCAAACCUUAAUGGAGCUCAGAGCAAAUGGAUUUUGGGCUAUUGGUGGGAGUAAAUCUGUUGCCACGUUGAUACAUAGAUGUGUGCGAUGCCGUAAGCUCAGACGACCAGCUGAGGAGCAACAAAUGUCUGAACUCCCAAGAGAACGCAUUGAAGUCUCAGCACCUUUUACAUUCUGUGGAAUGGACUGUUUUGGCCCAUUUGUCAUCAAGCGGGGCCGUAAAGAGUGCAAGAGAUAUGGCCUCAUCUUCACGUGCCUGUCUUCUCGAGCGGUCCAUAUCGAAAUGCUCGAAGAUAUGUCUACGGACGCCUUUGUCAACGCUUUGAGAUGCUUCAUCAGUCUUAGGGGAGCCGUUUGCCAACUCCACUGUGAUCAGGGCACAAACUUUGUGGGAGCCAGAAAUGAACUCCGGGAAGCUCUCAAGCAAUGUGACAUCAAAGUACUGGAAGCUUUCCUGGCAGAUAAACAGUGUGAGUUCUUCUUCAAUGCCCCCUCAGCAAGUCAUGCAGGUGGCGUAUGGGAGCGUCAAAUUCGGUCCAUCCGCAAUGUGUUGAGCAUCACCAUCUCUCAGUGUCCAGGCAGACUGGAUGAUGCCUCGCUUAGAACGUUAUUUUAUGAGGCAAUGGCCAUUGUCAACAGCCGCCCAUUGAACGUUGAUGGAAUCAAUGAUCCCUUGUCACCUGAACCCUUGACUCCAAAUCAUCUCAUCCUAAUGAAAUCAAGGUGUGCUUUACCACCUCCUGGAAAAUUUGUGAAAGAAGACAUGUACGCUGCAAAAAGGUGGCGCAGAGUACAGUAUCUGAGUGAGCAGUUCUGGAGUCGAUGGAAAAGGGAAUACCUCCUGAAUGUGGCUACAAGGCAAAAAUGGCAUGUGCCCCGGCGCAACCUGAAAGUGGAUGACAUAGUCAUUAUCAAAGAAGACACACUUCCAAGGAACCAGUGGCAACUAGGCCGAGUAGUUGAUGUUACAAAAGGGAUGGACGGUCUAGUUCGCAGAGUCAGAGUACAAGUUGGGGAGCGGAAACUGACGAAAAAACAGGAUCAUAACUCUAAACCCUCUAUCAUCGAACGGCCUAUCCAAAAGCUAGUGCUUCUCCUUGAAAGUGAAUAAUUGGCCGUCAGUCCAAAAUAUACUUGCAUCAGACAUGUCAGGCUAUUUGUGUUUUUUUUUGUGUACCUAUGCGUUUUAGUGUGGCCUUUUAUGGUUUGUAAAUCGUGUAUGAUUCUGUUUAUUAACCUUUAGUGAGUUCAUUCAUCAUAACACGAUUGGUGGGAGUGUAAGUGACUCGCUCAUUCGUCAUUCAUGUUCCUUUGUUUGAACCCCGGAACCUGUAUGGCUAUCUACUUUGUUUACGUCCCGUCGCUGUAGGCGAAUAGCUUAUUCGUUAUUCACGUUCCUUCGCUGUUACCCCGGAACCUGUAUAGAUGACUUUUUGUUUACGUUUCGUCACUGUAAGCCCGGGAACACGCUAGUCUGCAGCUGUUCUUUCUCCCGACUUUCCACAUCACCCGUACCUCUGUUAUGGAGUAAGUUAGCACAUUAUCUUGGUUUGAUUAUCAUAUUUAUUACUUGCUUGUACGUUCUGUACAUUAUUAGACUUACCUGAGCUGUAUUUGUGUGUCGUUUGUUAAGAGCCCAUCAAGCUAACAGCAAGCUUUGAAGCAGUCACGUGUGAGUUUUGCACCCUUGGUGAGCGGAGUGAGGUGUGUAUCUGGUAUAGUGUGUGUGUGUAAAAAGUAAACAUAUUUGUGAUCUAAGCCUAAUCUAAUUACUGUUGUUUAUUUUUUGAAGCACAGUAUUUCUAUGUGUUUUAUGGUUUGAUUGAAUGCACUGUGGAAAUGUGAUUUGUAUUAAAUAAAUUCUUUCUGUUUAUUUUUAGUUUUCACGGUGCUACUAAAUAAAAGGAAAUUGCACCUGUCGAGACUCUCUGCCAUUAUUAUGUACAUCAAGGG
Solea senegalensis (Senegalese sole) is the source of this 8392-nucleotide messenger RNA. RefSeq lists its product as uncharacterized. Gene Ontology annotation, molecular function: zinc ion binding; nucleic acid binding. NCBI's taxonomy places the organism in Eukaryota, Metazoa, Chordata, Actinopteri, Pleuronectiformes, Soleidae. Bases 1617 to 7550 code for a protein of 1977 amino acids. The transcript is spliced from 2 exons. Gene Ontology annotation, biological process: DNA integration. The record is from RefSeq and is a predicted model, not a curated record.